GACAUGGAGAUUAAACAUCUUCGGGCGAAGAAUGUGUGAGCCACGCUGUCAUGUUGAGGUGCUGAUAGGAUGCGUGCGGGCUGCGUGCGAGGGGCACUUCUGGCGCUCUUCCUGCUGCUAGGUGCUGGAGCGCUGAGCUUGGGCUUGGCGGAGGCCCUCAAUGAGGAGGGCGUCGGCGGUCUUGACUGGCCCAGCCUGUCUAGCUACUUCGUGGGCUUGCUGAUCAUCAGCCUCAGCUCCUUCCCGGUGCUCCUCUGGACUGGGAAGGGUGCGGCCGAGGAUCUGCCAGGCCCGGCGAAAGCCGAGGAGCUGCCGAAGGAGCCGCCAGAGAAGGCGGAGACGCCGGUGCCAAAAGCGGAGAAGCCGGCGCCGGCGCCCAAGCCCAAGCCCAAGCCAAAGCCAAAGCCGCUCAGCCCGAGGAGCCAAGCCAAGCAGCUGGUGGGCAGCCGCAUGAGCGAAGAGCAGGCCACAAAGGCUGCAGAGAAUAUCUUGGCACUUCGGCGCCAUGUUCUGCGAACAGAUCCGAUCUCUCUGGAGGAGAUGUGGGGCUUCUUCGACCUCAGUGCGCCAAGGUCGCGGUGCCUGGACGCUUCCGAGCCCAUCAUGCAGCAGCUGAAGGGCAAGCUGAACCGCCAGCGCUUGCUCUUCCACCCGGACAAGAAUGGGCAUCCCGAGGCCGAGAAGACCUUCAAAUUCCUGGAGGUCUGCCACCGGAAGCUCAUGACGUCUUAUACACGUCAGACCGAGUCGGUGCACCAGCGCACCCGUCGAGAGGAGGAGGAGCUGAAGAAGGAAGAGGAACGGAGGAAGAAGCAAGAGGAGGAAAGGCGGCAGCAAAUGGAGCUUCUGGAGCGGGAGGAGGAGGAGAAGAUGCGGCGCCAGGAGAUACACCGCCAGCGGCUCGCGCAGAUGCUGGAGGCCAAGCAGUCUGCUUACGAGGCUAAGCACAACCAGUCCCAGAUGGUGAGCCGUAGCCUCUCCAGCGAGUUGCAGCGGGGCCUUUUCGGGAGCUGCUCUACUGGGAAGAGCCUCAAGGCGGUCAAGGAGGACGCGGAGGACUUUUCGCCCAUGGGCCGCCUUUCUGUUCGCCUGUACCUGGCGCGAGAUUUGCCCGCUGAGCAGUUCUUCGGCGGCCAUCACUACGCAGUGUUGGGCGUGGGCGAUGCCACGCAGCAGAGCACGCGUGUGCCCGGGCCCACGCCGAAGUGGGACGCGGACUUCCAGUUCCAAGUGCUCAGAGUUGACACCUCGCUGACGGUGAGCAUCUUCCGGGAAGGCUGGUUCCAGGACUCAUUGCUAGGGAAAGCAGAGAUUCCUUUCCUGGACAUCGAGGAGUGGUCAGGCCACCGGAUCGGCCGGCUCCUGGAGAGUGGCGAGGAAGUGGACCUGGCCACGGUUGAGCUGCAGGCGUCCUUCGACUGGUUCUGAGGUGCUCGCACCCCGGGAUGUCCCCCCUCCGCCCUUCCCCCCCCCCCCCUCCCCAUUUUUCGGUGAAGAGUGAAAAGCGAUCAACGCGGU
Molecule: messenger RNA, 1518 nt
Organism: Effrenium voratum
Lineage: Eukaryota; Dinophyceae; Suessiales; Symbiodiniaceae
Source: the annotation of a GenBank genome assembly